AUGAUUGAGAAGUUUGAAGUCCAAGAGGGGAGGAUGAGAUUGAUGUACGGAGCGUAUAUCAGUCAGAUCAUGCGGGUGAGACAGCUGCGCAAUGAUUGCCUUGUUGAGAGAGGGGAAACGCCAAGAGCUGAACAGUCAAGCUCCUUGGUCCUGCUCAUGUGCCCUCUCCCUCAAAACAUCAACCUCGCAUCCAUGAUGACACUCAUCUCGGAUCACAUCCGUGACAAGCUGAAGGAGCUCUAUUCUCACACAUCACGCCAUUAUCACACCCUCAACCAUAUCGAAGCUCUCCUCGCUCUUCUUUCCACUCACCGGGAGAAAUUUCACGACCCAGAGGCAAUCGAAGCAGCCAUCUGGUUUCAUGAUGCCAUCUACAAUGUCCACGCGCAGGGAAACUGUAAUGAGGUUCAAAGCGCACAGUUGGCAGGCUCUAUGCUCUCUGGGCUUGUGGAUGCAACACGUCUGAAAGGGAUACAAGUCAUGAUUGAGGCAACGGCGACGCACACUGUGCCUGAUGAGUUGCCAAGUUCUGAGGUGGUGGCAGAUGCGGCCAUUUUUUUGGAUAUGGAUUUGGGUGUUCUGGGGGCUGAGGAAGAAGCAUUUGAUGAGUAUGAGGGUGCGGUGAGGAAGGAGUAUGGGCACGUGGAUGAGCAAGGGUGGAGGGAGGGGAGGGCGGCUGUGUUGAGGGGGUUUUUGGACAGGGAAUGGAUUUAUCACUCUGAUAUUUUUAGGGGGCUGCUGGAGGAGAAGGCGAGAGCGAAUUUGAGGAGAUCGCUGGAAAGAUUUGGUGGGUCGGUGCCCUGA
Messenger RNA from Podospora anserina S mat+, 804 nucleotides. RefSeq lists its product as uncharacterized. NCBI's taxonomy places the organism in Eukaryota, Fungi, Ascomycota, Sordariomycetes, Sordariales, Podosporaceae. The record is from RefSeq and is a predicted model, not a curated record. The transcript has a single exon. The coding region runs from base 1 to 804 and encodes 267 amino acids.